AUGGCUUCAGGGUUGAGUAUUCUUUUGGAGUCACUGGAUAUAGGCACGGAGCGAAGUCAUGAGUUUGCGGUUUCGGCUUUGCUCUAUGUUGCGAGGAGCCGCCAGAACUGGAGGGAGCUGUUGCUGUCGGAGGGGCCUCUUCCAUCCAUCAAGGCUGUGGCCAUGCGAGGCAGCCCUCGAGCGAGAGACAAGGUAGUCCGCCCUUUACCAAUCGUCCAUUCGCCAAUCCACCCAUUAGCAGGACAGCCGUCGCCUCUCAACGGAGGCACCGCGAUGGAGCAUCGGAUGUCGCCACUGCACCAACCCUUCCCCAACAGCCCUUCGUUGCUGCGUCAUCUGCCCAGCAACAAUAUUCUGGACAGAAUCCCCACAUUCGAGCAGCUCUCACAAAGACAGGACGAGUCAGACAACAGAUUCGCCCGACGAAUCUCCGAGGAUGCUUCCAGCGUGUCAACAGACGUCCUCGACGGCCACGCCGAAACUUCCUGGACGGUGUGGUCAGCGGAAUCAGUGGUUUCUGUUCCCUGUGCUCCCGCGACGUUCCAAAAUCCCGCGCAUCCUGCUUCGUAUUACCCGCAGCCUGGCCAGGGGACUGGCGUUGCUGCCGCAUCUGCCGCCGCUCCUUCCGCUCUUGGAGCUCCAGAAGCCGCGGGUUCCGCGCCCACCCAACUCCCCCCGGAAAUUUUCGAGGCGCUGACUAACUUAUCCGCCCCGAAACCCGACGAGACAGAAAAUCGCGUGCUCUUACGGCAGCUCGCCGGUGCGCGGGAGAUUAAAGACAUGGCUCGCGACAAGGCGGCGUUGUGCGGUUCCAUGGUUGAAAGGGGAGCAGCUGAAGCGCUGUUGUUGCUUGUAAACGGCGUGAUAGAAGCGGAGGAAGGAAGGGAGUUGAUGGAUCUGCGGUAUAAGGUUGCUGAGGAGGCAGCUGCCGCGCUGCUGAAUCUGUCUCUCGAUAAGACCGCCAAGCACAUGAUGAGGAGCCGUGGCGUCAUCCCUUGCGUUGUGAGAUUGGCUGGCGUCACCCGUAGUAGUUCACCCAGCCAUGAUGACGCAGACGCCAGGGGUAGUCACGACUUACCCUACGAUGCUCAGCAAGAUGACACCAGCAGCAGCUGUUCAGACAUUGGCGUCAGCGCGCCGAGCACCAGCGCCGCGCGUCUGCGUCUUAGAGAGCUCGCACUGGAGAUAAUCCACAGUCUCGCUAUGGCAACAGCGCUGAAAGAGGAGUUAGUGGAUCAGUCCGUGGUGGAGCCGCUGGUAGGCCUGUUGAGGGAGCCAGCAUGCAGCAAGAAGGGACGGAUGCAUGCAUUGUAUACGCUCUACCUCUUAUCAAAGUGCGGACCUGGUAGAAGCGCUCUUGUGAAUCAAGGCGCUGUGCCUUUGCUGCUGGAGGUGACGCUGUGCGGUACACAGAAAGGCAGCCAUCUGUAUGCAGAGCAGUCAGAAAGGUUCUUUGAAAAGGCCUUGCACGCACUGGCAAAUUUGCGUUCCCGCGUUUCGCCAAUCGCCCAUUCGCCCAUCUACCCAUCAACAGGACAGCCGUCUCCUCUCAACGGAGGCACCGCGAUGGAGCAUCGGAUGUCGCCACUGCACCAAUCCUUUCCCAACAGCCCUUCGCCGCAGCAGCAUCCGCUCAGCAACAACAUUGUGAACAGAAUCCCCACAUUCGAGCAGCUCUCACACAGACAGGAGGAGCCAGAAGACAGAUUCUCACGACGAAGCUCCGAGGAUGCUUCCAGCGUGUCAACGGACGUCCUCGACGCCCACGCGGAAACUUCCUGGACGGUCUGGUCUGAGGAUUCAGCGGCUUCUGUUAACCCUGCUCUCGGGACGUUCAAAAGUCUGGAGCAUUCCGCUUCGUAUCACCCGCAGGGGAGCCACGGCGCCGGCGUUGCAUCUGCCGUCGCUCCUUCCGCGCGUGGAGCUCCAGAAGCCGCGGGUUUUACGCUCACCCAACUUCCCCCGCAGUUUUUUGAGGCGCUGAACUACUUAUCCGCCCCGCAACCCGGCGAGUCGGAAAUCCACGUGCUCUCGCGGCACCUCGCUGGCGCGCAGGAUAUGAAACUCAUGGCUCGCGACGCCGCGGUACGCAGUUCCAUGGUUGAAAUGGGAGCACCGGAAGUUCUGAUGUUGCUUGUAAACGGCGUGAUAGAAGCGGAGGAAGGAAGAGAGUUGAUGGAUUUUCGGUUUCAAGUUGCUGAGGAGGCAGCUGCUGCGCUGCUGAAUUUGUCUCUAGAUAAGACAGCCAAGCACAUGAUGAGGAGCCGUGGUGUCAUUCCUAGCAUUGUGGAGUUGGCUAACAUCACACGUAGCAGUCCAGUCAGUCACGAUGACGCCAGGGGUUGUCACGCCCUACCCAGCAACAAUCAGCAGAAUGACAUCAGCAGUAGUUCCGACGGUAGCGCCCGCACUGCCAGAGCCAGCUCCGUGCAUUUGCCUCUUCGAGAGCUUGCAGCGGAGAUCAUCCACGGUUUUGCUGAGGAGCCGUCGCUGAGAGAGGAUCUAGCGGUUCCGGGCGUGGUGAAACCACUGGUGGGCCUGUUGAGGGAGCCAGCAUGCAGCACGAAGGGACGGGUGCACGCAUUGUAUACCCCUUACACUGAAUGGUGUGCUGCUGUGCAGGAAUUUGUAUGGCUGUACGGUACAUGCAUUGGAUCUGGUUGA
Molecule: messenger RNA, 2664 nt
Organism: Closterium sp. Yama58-4
Lineage: Eukaryota; Viridiplantae; Streptophyta; Zygnematophyceae; Desmidiales; Closteriaceae
Source: the annotation of a GenBank genome assembly